Molecule: messenger RNA, 1300 nt
Organism: Priapulus caudatus
Lineage: Eukaryota; Metazoa; Priapulida; Priapulimorpha; Priapulimorphida; Priapulidae
Product: lysophosphatidic acid receptor 3-like
Exons: 1
Coding region: 487-1203 (238 amino acids)
Biological process (GO): G protein-coupled receptor signaling pathway
Cellular component (GO): membrane
Molecular function (GO): G protein-coupled receptor activity
Source: RefSeq, a predicted model, not a curated record
GGUGUGCACGUCUAGAGGAAAGAACAGGACUCUAGACACCCCGUAGAGACUACUUGUUUACUUUAGAUUUUCUGUUACAGCUCUCAGUAUUCUAGAUGCUGACGAUUGAGAUCUAAUAGUGAAGAUAUUACAAGCUAAUUACAUUUAUCCUAUAUUUUCCUCUUCUAUAGGUUUGUAAUGAGCCUCGCUGCAGCAGACCUCAUUGUUGGACUUUCCGUUGCCAUGUUUGUGCUUAUCGACGAGGUCUUGAUUGACUAUGUGACAAGCCCCCGAGUCAGGUACGACAAUCACAUUAUGGACGAUAGUCGGGACAUAUACGUUUUAGACAGCAACUUAUAAACUGAGAUUACAGAUCGAACUAAGAUCACACGCUCACUAAUGCGGUGAUGCAAUACUGGCGGGGUUAUCUAAACAUGUUGGAGCACGGGUAUCUAUGGAGGUUCUCACCAACUAAUAAACUUAAUAACUUAAUCAACUUCUGCAACAAUGAAGGUUUAUUUGACCAUGUCUUCUCUACUACGUUUCAGAUUAUUUAUAUGCUACCUACGUAAUGGAGUGCUAGACGUUAGCACAACGGCGUCAAUCAGCAGCCUUCUCUGUAUCACUGUGGAUCGAUACAUUGCUAUUAUACACCCUUUACACUAUCCAAUGAUAAUGACCACAGCAAAGGCCAACAUAUUUAUCCUCAUCUCCUGGCUGUUUUCGGUUGCACUAAACAUACCAGCUAUGGUACUAUGGCAUAACAGUGGCGCGCCUUGCUUUAUCGAAGCCUUCCUUAACAAAUACCAUCUGCUGGCAAAGUGCAUUGUCAACUUUAUUAUCCAGUGUAUCAUUGUUAUAGUGUAUGCCAAGAUAUCGCGUACGAUCUUACACCACCGGCGACAAAUUGCCGCGCAGCAACAGACGGGGCAGGAAAGUCAACUAGCAAGCAGCGUCAAGGCAGCAAUAAAGACACUGAAACUCUUCGUGCUCGUGUUUGGUGCAAUGUUCAUCUGCAUCACCCCAAGCGACGUUUCCUACACCUAUCUGGCAAUGGCGAGAAUCGUCGAAGCACAGCAAUCAUAUCCGGCGGCCUGGGUGAUGCUAUGUGUCGACAUGUUGCUGUUUCUGAACUCUACGCUGAAUCCGAUCAUUUAUGCAUGGAAGUAUAAAGAUUUUCGUGGAGUGCUAGUGAAAAUGUUCACCUGCUCUCAAGGAGAUUAAACAGCCACACUAGCAGCCAAUCUGUGAUUGGAAAUACUAGUAUGGGUAAUUCCUUUAUGACUACUGACUGCUUCAGACUCCAUGUAAUAUAUGUGAA